Molecule: messenger RNA, 3998 nt
Organism: Cuscuta europaea
Lineage: Eukaryota; Viridiplantae; Streptophyta; Magnoliopsida; Solanales; Convolvulaceae
Source: the annotation of a GenBank genome assembly
CAGCCUCAAUAAUUAUGCUUAAAAUUAUUUAUAUUUAUAUACUCCCCCCGUUCCAUAAAAUUUGGCCAAAUUGACUUACACGUAGAAUAAUAAAAUAAAAAAUGUGUAGUUGAUAUUUAACGGGCCAUGAAAGAAACAUUGUAGAAGAUUACCAACGGUAAAAAGAAGCCAAAUCGAACUCAAUUUUAGAAAAAUGAAAAUAAACUUGCGAAUAAAAGUUCACACUAUUCAUAAUUAUAAGCUUCACAUUGAUCUUUGGAGUGUUGGUAUGGCUAAAAUUCAUUUACCUUUUUCUUACUCAAUCACAACCUCACUUUUCCACUUUCUUCUCACUUUCUUAGAGCCCGUUUGGUAAUACCAAAAUCGACUGAAUCGCCUGAUUCUACUGAAAUUAAUGAAAUUCUGGCAGAAAUGACCGGAGUGGCUGAUUUUCUGAUUUGGUCUAAAAAACGGAAUGUGGUGCAUCAAAGAUCAGGACUGUAAAAGAAAGGUGUUCGCAUGCAAACAAACAAAGUCAUAUCUUGUUGGAAGGACCCGAGUCAGCUUCGUUGUUGUGGAUGCCCAAGUCAAAUCCGUUGUCACCUAUGGGAGGGUCGGUGCCUUCAAAAUACAUCUCCCAAGUAUCGAUGUCGGCUUGCGGAUCCCAUUUGUCGGCUUCACCGUCAAGAAAAGACUCCAUAAUAUCCUUCUUGGUUUGCCAAGUAUAGAAUCCCGCGGCAUCAAUCACCUCCUGCCUUUUUCUCCCACCAUACUCCUCAAGGGAUUUUAUCCUAUCCGUUUUCAUCUUUAUUUCCUCCUUCAAUUUUUCAAGGGAGAACUAUCAAAUAAGCCCUCGAACUUUCAUAAAAAGUGCAAAUAAGCCCCUUUUAUAGGAGGCUCUGUCCGGCCGUCACCAUUUGGAGCGGUUUCCGGUGUAAUUUUUUGAUGAAUUUUUUGAGUAUUAUCUUUAUUACGUCUAGUUUAUUCAUACCAAAUUUCAGUUAAAAAUUCAAUCGGGAACGCAGUCAAAUGAAUUUUUGAAGAUAACUGCGCAGUUAGACAGCGCAAUAUAUUUCAGAAAACCAUUUGACUCCCUUCUCGAUUGAAUUUUAAGCUGAAAUUUGGUAUGGGUAAAUUAGACUUCAUGAAGAAGAUACUCAAAAAAUUUAAUAAAAAAAUUCCACCGGAUACCGUCCCAAAUGGCGACAGCCGGACAAAGCCUCCUGUAAAAGGGCUUAUUUGCACUUUUUAUGAAAGUUCUAGGACUUAUUUGAUAGUUCUCCCAUUUUUCAAUUAUGCGGAGUUUGCCUUUUCAUCCAAGAUGGAUUUCUCCUGAGAAAGAUCGGACAGUUUCUUUUCAAUCUCUUCCUCAGCACGCUGGGAAGAUUGCAGGUCAUCCUCCAAAGCUUGCAUUCGUUUAGUAGCAGCCAAAUUGGCCUGCAACAUCUGAUGAACACGAACGAAGUAUAAAAAGAAUCAAAUACCCUCAGAGCGCAAGUAUAAGCACGGGUCAAAGGUAAGGCACCUGAAGAGCCAGAGCAGAUGAAGUAGCCAAAAUAUCGACAUUGGAUGAGCCAGAGAAGGCGUCAAUGGCAGAAGGCAAGAGCUUCUGCGAAAUGUCGUCCCUCAACACACUGUCAAGGCAACGGAGAUUAGGAGAAAGCUCGGGUUUCGCAGGAAUUCGCUCGUUUGAUGGGGGCACACUCACAGACUUAUCGGUAGGGACUUGAGGCGGCAAUAAACUGAUCACCGCUUGAGCGGCACUGGCAGCAGGGAGCAAAGAGGCAGCAAUUUUCCUCUUCUUAGAGGCUAAGUGCAAUAGCUCAAUCGGAUUCAGAGGUUUGCGCGCAACGGAAGAAGACAACACAACUGACAAAUAUAUUGAAUCAUCACCGCGUCAGAUAUAAGGAAAAGGCAGUAGAGGAAAUAACAAGAACGGCAGUAAUUUACCAGAGGAGGAAGUCGAAGGCUUGGGGGCAGCUAUGGUACGGAUCAUUGAAGCGCACUCUUCCUGAACUACAGCGCCAUCUGUAGUGCUCAGAAUGUCGUCCUCCUUCUCGGAACUUUCAAUUGAAACAACCGACGUAUCUUGACAUGAACCAGGUGACCUAGACACAUUUCGAGAGGAACGCCGCAAUCCGACACGAACUGGACUGACAGAGGGGGAAUUAAAAACCAUACCUCAAAAUUCCGAUUUGAGCUUAGCAUAGCGUCGAAUCUCAGGACUCAAAGACAGGAAAGCAUUGGUCCUCUCCUCCGCCUGAGGACCAUGUUCCAAUUGGAAGGUCUUCAUUUCACCUGAAAGUAGAGAAAGAUCAUAUGACAAAAGAAUAAUUUCAAAAAAAAUGAGUAUACGGAAGCGAAAUGCAGCGCACCAGUGGUCCGCAGGCGAUCAGGAAGAGACUCCCCAUGUUCACCCAAUGAUGACUUUUCAAUGAAGAAAAACUUGGCUAACCAUCCUCUGUCGUUCGCAUUACUAAUACCCAAAAUCAAAGGUUCUUUGCCAGGUUUAACGGUCAAUAUGAACCUUCCUUUCCCUGACGUUCGGAGGUCAUAGGUGAAGCCCAAAUCUCGUGAGGUAUAGGACAAGUUUUUCUUCUCAAUAAGAAACUCCAGGGCGCGAAGGAGCCUCCAGGUUUGCGGCAUGAUUUGACAGGGAGAUACCCUAGCCAAGAGGAUAAAACCAUUUACCAGUUCGGAAAAAGGGAAGCGAACGCCUAAUUUCUCAAAUGGGUACUGACAAAAGUUAACCCAGCCAGGGCAUAUCCAAUCUACUCGUUCGCCACGAUGGGGAUAACGAAUCUUCGCAGAAGAAGGGAAACCAUAUGAGGACUCAAUCUCCUCUCUAUCCUUGAAACGUAGAUCUUCGGCUCUGAGAUUCUUGGCUUCGAAGACAUCUUGACUCGUGAACACAGCAGGAUCCAUGGUGAAGCUGGGAAGGCAGGACAAUAGAAGGGAACGCGUCGCUAAGGGAGUUGAAAAUGAGUAUAAGAGAAUGAGGAAGAAGGGAUUAAAGGUUGCGAAAAAGGUGCCAGCUUUCCGAGGAGUUUGACAAUCCCUGGGAACGAGAAGUGUGCAGAGCGGAAGAAGGCUUUUUGAAUUCACAAUGAUGACUACGUCUCGCAUGCUUGACCCGUCACCGAUGUGAAUAGGGGCAAUUGUUGGGCCAUGCCGUUUCAUGUCACUAAAUAUUGGGUCGUGUUGUUGUUCAUAAAUGAAACAUUGGGCCAAGGAUGGACUAUGUGGCAGAAAUAAUAAACAGGAGCCGGAAAGAAGUCUACCUAAGUGAAAGGGGGAUAGAUAUACUUCAAACGGUUGGAAACUAAGUCAAAUGAAGAUUGAGAUAAGCCUAAGCGGUUAGACGUGGGGAGAGAAAAUAGGAAGCUGACGCAAAUCUUGUGGGACAAGUAGUGUUUGAUCUGAUAAAUAGACUAUGGAUUCAUAAAAGAAGGGACAUGAUCACUCAAUCAAUUAUGCUAAGUAAUUCUGCUGCAUUCUUGUAUUCACACUAUUAUAUUCGAAUUAUUAAAUAUCAUCCGUAUUUGCAUUACUCAAUUACUCCAUAGUUGAUUCAUAUUUGUUCGAUUCCCGUUUCAAUUUUAGAUUAGUUUAAAUGUAAUCAUUUAAAAUUAUACUGGUUUAGUAUAUCUGUAGCAGUUGUUAGAUAGUGUUAUCUUUUUCGGAAUGAGUUCCCCCUUUUCUGUAUGCCUGGUUUGAUUUGUAAACAUGAUUAAGUGCAUCCAGAUUAUUUGGACAUCUCACAAAGAAAAAGUUGCAAAAACAAUUCAAUUCUGAUAUAAAUACUAGUUAAUUCAUGCCAUCGUAAUUCGUACCACCUUGGCUCUCGACAGCGUACCAGCGAAGCUAGUGUUGGCGGAAAGAGCUUAAUGGGCGUAUGCAUCUUUGGUUUCACCUGGGCCAUCCUCGUUAGCUGAACCUCCAAUGCAGUUUCGGCCAUUGACACUGAAGUGAAGCUUCUUCUGAAAACCCAUUCUGCUUUAAUUUGUUGUGAAAGGUGG